Molecule: messenger RNA, 5654 nt
Organism: Exaiptasia diaphana
Lineage: Eukaryota; Metazoa; Cnidaria; Anthozoa; Actiniaria; Aiptasiidae
Product: paladin
Exons: 19
Coding region: 854-3601 (915 amino acids)
Biological process (GO): dephosphorylation
Molecular function (GO): phosphatase activity
Source: RefSeq, a predicted model, not a curated record
UCACGAGCUGUGAGUGUAGCGACUCAUAUAAUUACCUAUAAAAGCAAAUGAUAUUGUAAAAUAACAUUAAUAACAUAACUCCAACAUAACAUAACUUCAAGAAUGUGAUAUUUUCACUAGCAAAAACAACAACGUUUCGUAAGUGAGAAAUAGGUGUUUCAGAGAUAAUGGUAUGAUUAUAGCGUUUUUAAAACACUUGUAUUUUCCAUAUUUUCAAUCAUGAAGAAAUAAAAAAAAGUAUAUUGUAUAAAGAUGUCCCGGAUGUACGCACGCGUCCAAUAGAAAAAAACSUUUCUUGCCCAUUUCUACUUAUCGCUUGUUCGCAGAAAAAAAUACAUUCAGCUAUUCCAAAAAAUGCAAAGUGAAAGGAAAAAGAAUUAUUGUUAAAUCUUCCAGUGAAGGCCGCCGAUGUCAGUUAAGAAGUCAAUAAUUGCAGCUCUAGUCAAUCUGACCGAGAAGAAGUCGAAUAUACGGUAGUUAUUGAACAGUUGUUUCAUGCGGCGAAUUUCACAUGUAUUUACGCUGUAAUGCAUCGAAUAUCAACGUAAUGCAUAAAUCAUGAUAAUGUAUGAUUUUCGUAGAACGCUGGUGUCAGCUUUUUAUGCAUAAUAGUUGGCUAUUUAUUGAUACAACCGGCUUUAUCAAAAUGGACCGGGUUUUCUAUUCAUGAUGGUCAUUAAAAGUAUUUCAGAUGAGACAAUUUUCUUUCUUUUCUCCAGUGUAGAAAAGCUUAAAAUAUAAUCAAAUAAAUUAUUGAAAUAUAGACUACACUCAGGCCGGAUUCUGCUGACAGUUCAUYUAUUUCAUCUGCAAUAUAAUCGAGUGCUAGUCACGAGACUCAAAGCUGCAGGCAAUGUAUUUUUCUAUCAAAGAGCAAACAUUUGCAUGUAAAAGACCAAGGCCGAAACCAAACCAAACAGAGAACAUACUAAGAGGACAGMUAAUAUCUAAAGAAGGGAAAAACAUGCCGCGUUGUAGAGGUGCUUUUCGAUGCUUUGAUAUGGGCUCAGCUGCUAGCUCUGUCAGCUCUCCGCCAGGUUCUAGUCCAAGUUUGAAUCAGAACCCACCAACGACGCCGAUUCAUUCGAACACAAGCAUACAAAGAGCUAGAAAAGCAUCCUCAGCCCCGAAGAAACAGUCAAAUGGCUUCAUCGUACUCAGCUAUGCUCCCACGAACACGCCACUGGUGCGAAAGCGUGGCAAAAUCAAAACUGGUUUCCCAGAACACGGACUUAUUCAGGACAAAUAUUUCCUUAUUAAAGAUCACUUCGAUGGAGUUGAUCGCUUGAAUACGCUCCAGUCGUGUGGUGCGCCAAAUUUUCGAAAGGCUGCUGGUGGAUUAUAUCCGGUUUAUGGAAUGGGUCAGCCGUCUAAAGAUGGACUUGCUUUGGUUAUAGAAACACUGAUCGAGAAUGGACAUAGGGAAGUAGUGUCCUUCAAUCUACGAGAAGAACCAGUAAUAUUCCUAAGUCUAAACCACGACUACGUUCCGUAUUCACCACGUGACCCAGGAAGUCUGAAAGGAAAUAUAGCAAACCUUGGUGUCAAACCAGAAGAGUUGGCGGACACUGAAAUCAAAAUAAGAGAAGAGAUAAUCAAACUUUCCAUUGAGGAGGGCGGAAAAUUUUAUUUCUACAACAACGUGGAAAACUUUGACAACGAGCCACAUGCGUACAACAUAUCUUACGAAGAAGACGUGUGUGUGAUGGAUGAGAUUUACAGUCGACAGAUAUUCAUGACGCCUUUCUUGAGAUUUUGUCGAGUUCCUAUAACUGCUACAAACGCUCCUGAAGAGCAAGACUUCGACCAGUUCAUCAACGCCGUCAAAGAUAUUCCCCAAGUCUUCGAUACCAAUUCCUCCGCACCCCUCCCCGCAAUGGUAUUCAAUUGCCAUGUUGGGCAAGGACGCACAACUACGGGAAUGGUGAUUGGCUGUCUUAUAAUGUGCCAUCGAAGUGGCUUCCCCGCUGAAGCUAAUUCCCAGGACCCCUCGCCAAUGGACGAAAGUAAUCCUGAUUACGAGAAAGGUGAAUUUCGUCUGAUCCAACAACUUGUAAAAUCUCUUCCAAAUGGGCUCAAGAUAAAGCAGGARGUUGAUUCAGUAAUUGAUAUUUGUUCGGAAAUGACAAAUAUUCGAAUGGAAAUGGUAGAAUGCAGAAAAAAAUUACAGGAGGUCGACGAUAAUCAGGGACAAUUUUCAAAAGAAUACAAUUUAAAGCGAGGAAUCAGCUAUUUGGAAAGAUACUUCUUCUUGAUCCUUUUUAACGCUUAUUUGCAUGAACAGUUCCCGUUGGUGUUUUCUCAAACGUUCUGUAAGUGGAUGCGUCAUCGUCCAUGGCUUUAUCGCAUGCUAAGUCACAUCGAUGUCAUGGAGAAAGGUGUUACAUCAGAAUUCGUCUCAAAGAAGAACGAGCCAACCUGCCUUGUUGCCGAUGAGUAUCUGGGUAUCGAUGUUCUGAGCACACAGAGAGAAGUCCAGGUCUCCAACUUUAGGAAAAUGCCCGGSCUUCCUGUGUAUGGUAUGAGUCAGCCAACGAGAGAGGGUUUAUCGAAAGUAGUCGACCUGUUGACUGGUCCAAAGUACUCUCACCCAAAAGUUGUCAUUUUUAAUGUGCGAGAAGACGUAGCGUUGGAGUGUGAUGGUGAGACGUUCAGCCAACGAGAACUUUCGCAUCUUUGUGAUCAUAUCCCAUAUAAGGGUCUCCAGUGGUUUGAAUUAGAGCGUAAAGAAACAAGAUUAAAGGAAACACUCGACAAUCAUACUAAGAAUGUACAGAUUUAUAUGGACAUAAACGAAGGUCACGUGMCCAAAGACUUCAAAAAUGUUGUGACAAUAAAAGAAAUGUACAAGCAACARAUGGAGAAGAUAUCGSUACUUGAAUGCCACAGGCUACCCGUACCACAACACAGAACYAUCGAGGAAAAGGAUUUGGAUCGAUUGAUGAACAUCAUGAAUUCUCUAACUGAAAUCUACUCAGACGAGGAUGGUCCUGCACUUGUUUUCCACUGUGAGACGGGCAGAGAAAGAACAACAACCGCCAUGGCCGUCGCAGCUUUGAUAUACUGUAAUAAGAAGGGUUUUCCUGUUGGAACCAAACCCAACGAACAAGACCCGGCUUGUGUUCCRCAUGCUAAAUACACAUUAGGUGAAUUCUCGGUUGUGCGGCAUUUAAUCCGUGUUCUACCAAACGGACCUCAGAGGAAGCGAGAAGUUGAUAACGUACUGGAUAAGAUAUCAGAGACCAUGACUCCCAUGCACUACCAUGCCAGAGAAGUCAUCUUUUCUACUUUCCAAAAGUAUAAACACGCCAGCAGUGGUUGUGGAAUCAACAACGAUCACAAGUUGGAUCUGCGCAAGCGCAGUCUCUAUUACCUGGAACGGUAUUUUUACCUCAUUCUAUUUAACACUUAUCUACAAAUGGAACGAAGAACAAAAUGGCAACGCACCUUCAGUGAAUGGAUGACGCAGGUCGCUUCCGCUGCUGGUGUGUACGAUAUUCUCGAUAACUUUGGCUUCCACGACUUUGAGAAAACCGAGGAGAGACUCAAAGCUUUACGAUGGAGAUGGCGCGAAAGCUUCAGAGGUAAACCCACUCAAUAGAAUGAAAAGAACAUCUGAUCGAAGAUUCUAAUCUCUGAUAAUGAUUUCAAGGAAGGUGGACGAAGUUCUUAGGCCAUUGUUAAUGGUUAAUCAUAAUAAAUGUAGUCGAACUUCAUUGACACUCAUCAAAAAAAUGAUUGAGCUUUUGAUUACAAAUGAAGAAGGUGGAAGAAACGUUUUGCGAAGAGAAUUUCCUACUUCCAAAAGAACUUCAGUGGUUCUGCUUCGAUUACAGAAGGUCUAAUGGAUACUUUGAUUACAUUAAAAGCAAUUGCAGCUUUAAUUAAAUAUGUUAUGAAAUAAUUAGAGGGAGUUUCGGAUCGGUUUCCGAGGCAUAUAGGCAAUGCUUAAGAUUAACAAGAAAUGCAGAAUAUAUUUUAUAAUCAAUCAAAUAAACUUAUGGAAAUCCCAGAGGCCAGUUCAACUUUGUUACUCUCUAAACAGCUCUUAAAAUAUAGCUCUAGUCUUAUUACAACCUUGAUAUAAUAUAUCAAACUUAUUAUUUAGCUGUAAAUAGUAUUUUACGUUAACAGAAAAAUCAAUGAAAAUAUUGCAGAAGUGUAUUCUACUGCGGAAAAGAAUAAACAGGCUUUACUCAAAUCUAUUUAUACAAGUACAGAAAGCAAUUGCAACUUACUAGAAAUUUGAAGUGAAUUAUCAUAGCUGAACACGUAUUUUAUAGGUAAUUGCUUACGAAACUCCGUGAAACUCUUUGCGAAUUGCUCCAUGAUGUAAGAAUAUAUUGAGAACAGUCAAUGAAAAGUUAUAUAAUGGCUAUAGUUAGAAAAGAUAAUUUCAAGAACGUUGUGCAAAAACAGGGCCGGGUUGUUCAAAGCUCGAUUAGCGCUAAUCCUGGUUUAGAUUCGAUUCACUCAAUCCGUGAAACGUAAAUAGUACAAAAUAGUAUUAACCUUUGUAAAUAUAUUCUUUUGGGCAUAUAGUUUGAAAACGAAAAGGAUUACGAGAAGAUUUAUCAUUUUACUAAGUGAAUAUUUCGGCCUUUAUCCAAAGGCCAUCGAUGGCAUACUGAACUUACAUGAAUAAUUAAAAUUAGUUCAAAAGACUUAAAGGGAAUCAUUGACUGUCCCUUAAAGUCAAUUCCCUUAAGUCUUUUGAACUAAUUCUAAUAGUUCAGUAUGCAGUCGAUGGCCUUUGGAUAAAGGCCGAAAUAUUCACUUAGUAAAAUGAUAAAUCUUCUCGUAAUCCUUUUCGUUUUAUUAACCUUUGUGUUUUCUAUUGUUUGUCCAACACUUUUUAUUACCGAUUAAUAAUAUUUUUGCGGAUUAGAGUGAAGCCCGUUGCAUAGAUAUUAAAAUCACGGCAUUUUUGUGUCUAUUUGACCGCCACACUUUAAUAACCAAGUUUUACUUCACUAAAUGCAUGCGUCCACUCUAAUUCUUAUAAAAACCUAUAGUAAUCACGUUAAAUCGCGCUUUGAGCAACCAGGCCCAGGAGRKGAUCUAUGGGUGCCUUAUAAUUCCAACCGCUUCAAAUAUUCUUCAGUACUCCGGCAUUGGAAUGUAAUUGAGUAUGUUGGACAACCCUCAAUUGAUCUACAUUUAUCAAGGACCUGGCUUGCCUUAUCUCUCAAUUUUUGCUUUAAAUACAAAUGUGCAAAUUGGUAUGCGGUCUUAAAGAAUUAUCGCUUCUUAAAAUAUACUUGAAAAUGAGAUUAUACUAUUUAGAGAGGAAGAAAGAACAACGAUGAGAAUUCAUCGCACCCAUCAGUCAGUAGCCGGUURUGCGAAGAUUGGGAUAAAGYUAUCCAAUCUAUAGAUUUUGUAUGACUUYAUCAGCUGGAUAACGCUCUGACCCACCCAUCGUACAACCAGCCAUAUCAWYAAAAUGAURCAUACAGCUUCUCCAACUAGAAGGUGGCAGACGGUGCUCGUAUGUUCACAUAUUUAUCAAGUUGGACUUUUGUGAAACACACCUUUGAAUGUAAMAAACCAUAGCGAAGAAAGCUGUAUGAUGAAUUUCUAAAAAUGAACAUUUAAAUAGUUUAACAUGUACUACAACAAAAUGCUAUUAAAACAAAAUCAAAGCAGGAAAA